This is a messenger RNA of Liolophura sinensis, 9454 nucleotides long. Its product is annotated as sister chromatid cohesion protein PDS5 homolog B-like. Gene Ontology annotation, biological process: DNA repair; mitotic sister chromatid cohesion. The record is from RefSeq and is a predicted model, not a curated record. The coding region runs from base 324 to 4943 and encodes 1539 amino acids. The transcript has 34 exons. NCBI's taxonomy places the organism in Eukaryota, Metazoa, Mollusca, Polyplacophora, Chitonida, Chitonidae. Gene Ontology annotation, cellular component: nucleus; chromatin.
AGAAAAAUCAGCUCUAAAAGCUCUGAGUCAAAACUUGCACUGUCACUAGUGCAGCUAUCUGGUUAUCCACUAUGUGCUCUUGGGCAACACUGAUGAAGUUUUCACUUGUAUAUUUCACCCUGAACAAGUAAAGUCCAUCAACAUUAAGAUUUCCGGCAACUCGGACAAUAGGGCAUGAGUAGUGUUGCUCAGUAGUGUUUCUGUAGAAAUGUAUGAUAAAAUAAUGCAUGAACGUUUGAAUUAAAUUAAUUCUGGGUUGUGUUGAACAAUAUCUGUUUUCAAUUUGGUUUCAGGCUUAUCCUAAUGAGCAGUAGACUAUCACAAUGUCCAAGGCUGUGAGCACAGGGACUAAAGUUGUUUAUCCACCUGGCUGCAAGGAGUUAUCAGAGGAUAUAGGCAAAGAUGAGCUUGUGCGGAGGUUAAAGGCUCUGGCCAGGGCCUUUCAGGACAUGAGUCAGGAGGAGAAUGAGCAGUACAGUGGACUGGCCCUCACUCUCGCCACAGAGUACUACAUGGAUCACAGCAGCAAAGAUGUACGCCUGCUCAUUGCCUGCUGCAUUGCUGAUGUCUUUCGCAUUUUCGCUCCUGAUGCACCAUACAAGGAGCAGAGUUUGCUCAAGGAAAUAUUUAUGUUUCUGAUCAAACAGUUAAGGGGCCUCGAAGACCCUAACACAGCCUCGUUCAAGAGAUAUUUCUACCUGCUUGAGAAUCUGGCAUGGGUGAAAUCAUUCAACAUCUGUAUUGAGUUGGAUGACAACCAGGAAAUCUUCUGCAGCCUGUUUAAACUGAUGUUUUCUAUUGUCAAUGAGAGUCAUUACAGUAAAGUGCAGAACUUCAUGUUGGACCUGAUGACCCCGCUUAUUACUGAGGCAGACUCCGUGUCCCAGGAGCUGCUAGAUAUCAUCCUACUGAACAUCAUUGAACCUCGAAAAUCACACAACAAAGUUGCAUAUACCAUGGCAAAAGACCUGUUGAGGAGAACUAGCAAUGCCAUAGAACCUUACAUCCAAGCGUUCUUCAAUAAUGCCCUUAUGUUAGGGAAGACAUCAGAGAGUGAAGUCUCCGAGCAUCUGUUUGAGCUUAUUUAUGAACUGAACAAUAUUUCACCGAAUGUCCUUUUGGCCGUCUUACCACAGCUAGAGUUUAAACUGAAGAGUAAUGAUGAAUCCGAAAGGAAGUCUGUGACACGUUUGUUAGCCAAGAUGUUUUCUGAGCCUCACUCUGAGCUAGCCAAUCAGAACAAGCCAUUGUGGAAGUGCUUUCUUGGAAGGUUCAAUGACAUCAGCAUUACUGUGAGGACGAUAUGUGUGCAGUACUCCCAGCAUUUCAUCCUGAACCAUCCCACCCAUGUCAGAGAAAUCACAGAGCACCUGAAAGCCCGACAGCAUGACCCCGAGGAGACGGUGAGGAUGGAGGUGGUGGGCUGUAUUCUGAACGCUGCCAAGAAAGACUUUCUCAGCGUGUCUGAUGAACUGCUGGAGUUCAUCAAGGAGAGGACAUUAGACAAGAAAUUCAAGAUACGUCGCGAGGCACUGCUCGGCUUGGGGGCGCUGUACAAGCGCAUCAGCCAGAGAGAGCCAUUUGACGCUCACUUUAUGGAGAGGGUAACCUGGAUCAAGGACAAGGUGUUGCACGCUUACUACCAGCAGAGUGUUGACGACAGACUUCUGGUAGAGAGGGUUUUCAACACCUGUAUUGUACCAUACACAUUACCCAGUGAAGAACGGAUGAGGAAACUCUACCUGCUCUAUGCUUCCCUGGAUGACUAUGCUGUUAAAGCUUUCAAUGAAGUUCUUAAGGCCCAACUGAAUGUACGUAACUGUCUGGAGCAGCUGGUGGAUCUCCUGGACCAGGACCUGUAUGAUGAGGGAAAAGCUCCUACACUGUCAAUGAUCAACCCCAAACUAGUUACACUAGCCAGAUGUUUACCUGAUAGUGUAAAAGCCUUGGAGCGUCUAAAAAAGUUCAGCAACACAAUGUGGGAGGACCAAAGAAUCCGCCAGGUGGUCAAGAUUCUCUGUAGUCCUGAGUGUACCUGUAAGAAGGCUGAGGAUGCUGUGAAAGAAGUGCUGAAGAAAGUGGGUAACCCUAACCCUCAGAAUGUGUAUUACACGACUGUGAAGGCCCUUCUGGAGAGGACCGCCCCUGUCAUGAUUGACAAAAUGGCCAUACAAAUGGUGGUACACCAUGUCAGUGAUGUCGUGGUGGGCAUCAGUGACAUGGCAGAGGGAAUCCCCAAGGCUGGAGAGAAAGGCAUGCAGCUUCUGUUGGCAUUGUCUUGGGCGUUCCCUAAACACUUUGAUGCUGAUGAGGUAUUUGGGCAGCUGAUUGUGUUCCUCAAAAAUGAGGAUGAUAUCAUAGUGGACUUGACGCUGCAGAUCUUUGCCAACACGGGCCACAAUCUUCAGGAAAGGUUUCCUGCUGUGUUCUCGAGCCUGCUGCCUGUGUUACAGAGCCUGGCUAAGCUGGGCACCCCCAAACAAGCCAAGCAUGCCAUCCGCUGUAUCGGUGUGAUCUGUGAGAACAAAGAGGCUGCACUCACUCAAGUGUUUGAGCACAUUAAGAAGUCGUUAAACCCUGACUCAGCUAAUUACCUGACUUCCAUUGUGGCUCUUGGUCAUAUUGCUCAGCUCUGCCCUCAGGAAUUCGCCUCCGACAUAAAGUCAAUUGUCUCUAAAGUCAUUGUCAAGGAACUGCUCAUGCAGGACAGGACUGAAGGCCCAAUGACAUCAGAAAGUUGGUAUUCAGACCACCGUGUCACAGAGGAAACCCAGUCUAAGAUCCAAGCAUUAAAGAUGUUAGUACGUUGGUUACAAGGCCUGAAGAGCAAUGCUACGAACUCUGGCUCCUCCACGCUUAGACUGCUCCAUAAUGUCAUCAUCCAUGACGGAGAUCUCAUGGAACACGGAAAGAUCAACAAACCAGAGCUAGCACGGUUAAGAUUAGAGGCUGGAUGCUGCAUGUUGAAGAUGGCAGAGGAGCCGGCCUAUGCUGAGAUCGUCACCAGGGAGCAGUUCCAAACCAUGGCCCUGCUUAUUAACGAUAGUUGCUACGAGGUGCGGCUGAGAUUUGCCCAGAAGCUGAACAAGGGUUUGUUAUCGUUAAGGCUGCCCCUGGAGUACAUGAGCAUCUUCUCUCUGGCAGCUAAUGAUCCCCUCAAGGAGAGGCGUGUACAGGUGAAAUCCUUCCUGGCAGCAAAUAUCCAGAAACGUCGUGAAUACCUGAGGCAGAACCCCUCUGCAGGGGCCAAGAUGUUCUCACUCUUGCCGGACUACGUGUUACCCUACACUGUACACCUGCUUGCCCACGAUCCAGACCUGAAGACUCAUGACCACCUGGAGGCCCUCACCAAUAUCAAAGACUGCCUCUGGUUUAUAUUGGAACCCUUAAUGACAAAGAACGAUGAUUACAACUACAACUUUUACCGUAGAAUGUUACAAAACAUUAAACAGACUAAAGAUGUGCAAGGUCCAGAUGAUGAAGAAAUGAACAAGAAACUGUAUGCAGUAUGUGAUUUGGCACUAGGUUUAGUGCUGACUAAAACCACCUCAUUUGUCCUGAAGGAGAGUAAGGCUGAACCACUGCUGCCCUCAAAGUUGUUCGCCAAACCAGAUAAGGAUUUCAGCAAUACAGACUCUUACCUACCAAAGGAGUUCCAGUUUGAUGCCCCAAAAGUACAGAAAGAGAUCAUUGAAGGUUUAAUCCCCAGCGCUCCACAGCGACUGUCUAAGAUUUACAAGCCAGUAACCCAGGGUACCACCACAACCAUCAUAGUUGAGAGCCCUAAGCCAGUCAUCAACCUGACAGCACGCACACCCAAGAAGAAAGACCUGGAGGAGAAACUGAAGGCAGAGAGGAAGGAGAAGAGAGAGAAGGAAAGAGAGGAAAAGGAGAGGGCUAAGAGAGAGAUGAAGGAAAAGAAAGCACAGAACAAGGGGAAGAGGAGAGCAGCUCAGGACUCAGCUUCAAACACAGAGGGGGAGAGCAGCCCAGAGAAACCCCCACCUAAACAAGGCUCAGGCAAGAGAGCAAAAACUAUCACUGUGAAAAAAAAGGGUGAUGCCCCAUUUAUGAAGCCAAUCAAGGGAAAGGGCUCACCUGUGAAAUCUCCCAUAACACAAAAACAGUUAAAAGUCACUAGAUCAAAGGCAAGCCCUAGAUCUCCAAGUAAAAGUAUACGUGUGAACUUUAAGAAAGCAUCCCCACUGAAAAGAGGGCGAGGUCGCCCAGCGGGGAGAGCAAAUUCAGCCGGCCCCAGUCCCAGUGUUUCCUCAGCCUCCAGCCAGAGCUCUUCCCCCAAAAAGUCGACUGUCAAUGGGAAAAAAACCGGGAAGUCCACACAAGAAAGUGUGACAGCUACACGGAAACGAGCCGCAGAAGAAUCUCCAGAGUCUUCACCUGGCAAGCGCUCCAGAACUUCAGACACAAGUGUAGACAGCUCACCUGUGAAGCGACAGCGUGGUGCGGCCCACACUGGCAGCAGGAAAGUCACCCGAGCGGAGUUGGCCAAGCAGUCAGAGUCUUCAGAUAAUCAAAACUCAGAGACCUCCGAAACAGAAAGCUCACAGAACUCCCGGCCAUCGUCACGGUUACGAUCAGCCCCACCUCCGUCCCCGGCCUCUAAAACAGUGAAGCCUACGAGGAGCACAUCAAAGGAGUCCAGACAGGCUUCUGAUUCUCCCUCACCAACAGCCUCCAGGAAAAAACAGACCAAAAUUACUGAUAUUCUCCCUAAAAAAACAGCAGUGACCAGACGGAAUGUGCGACGGGCUGGUACACUGUCUAAUGGCACGUCAGAUGGUGAUGACGUACAGACGCCAGAGACGGACUCCCAGGAGAGUCCAGACAAAGCUGAGGCUCUGAGCCGCGCAAUACAGGCAGCAGGAGAAGACAACUCUGAACAGGAAACAAUAGUGAUUCGAAGACGAAACAGACGAAAGUGAAGAGAGAAGUUACAGAUGACAGUACACAAGCUCAGGAGUAACUCCUGUACUUGAGGAUGUUUACAGCUGACAGUCCUUCCCAUGGAAAGCCAAUUGUGCACAAGCAAGCAGUGAGCACUUAGCAGGAGACUACUCAGUGUACAGUGAUAAAACAUUACACACCAUUCCCAGGCAAAACUUACCUCAAGUGUGCUUGUGUCCUCUACAGUCGGCUGUGGGGAGCAUUUUCAAAUGUGGCCAGUAGUGGUAAAGAUCUCUGUGAGGACUGGCCAACAGUGGUACAGGUCUCUGAGGACUGAGCAACUGUGGUACAAGUCUACCUGAGGACAGAGCAACUGUGGUACAAAAUUGAGGACUGGCCAGCUGUGGUACAGGUUUCUCUGAGAACUGGCCAACUGUGGUACAGGUCUUGCUGAGGACUGGCCAACUGUGGUACGUGUCUUUGGGGACUGGCCAAUGGUGGUACAAUACAAACUUACUGACUUCGGCAAACAUUGGCUCAUAUUCAUAAAGGUUGGAAAAUACUGAUACAUAUUCAUAAAGGAUGGAUGGGAAAUAUAGGCACAGAGUAAUCAAGGACAAUAAACAGCAGUACAAAUUCAUCAGCGACAGGUCAAGGACUGAUUCGUCAAGGAAUGCAAACAUAGGUACAGAAUCAUCAGGACUGGGCAAGGACUGAUUCAUCAAGGAAUGCAAACAUGGGUACUGAUUCGUCAAGGAAUGCAAAGUUUGGUACAGAUUCGUCAGGACUUAGCAAGGACUGAUUCAUCAAGGAAUGCAAACAUAGGUACAGAAUCAUCAGGACUGGGCAAGGACUGAUUCAUCAAGGAAUGCAAACAUGGGUACUGAUUCGUCAAGGAAUGCAAAGUUUGGUACAGAUUCGUCAGGACUUAGCAAGGACUGAUUCAUCAAGGAAUGCAAACAUAGAUACAGAAUCGUCAGGACUGGGCAAGGACUGAUUCAUCAAGGAAUGCAAACAUGGGUACUGAUUCGUCAAGUAAUGCAAAGUUUGGUACAGAUUCGUCAGGACUUAGCAAGGACUGAUUCAUCAAGGAAUGCAAACAUAGAUACAGAAUCGUCAGGACUGGGCAAGGACUGAUUCAUUAAGGAAUACAAACAUAGGUACAGAAUUGUCAGGACUGGGCAAGGACUGAUUCAUCAGGGAAUGCAAACAUAGGUACAGAUUCAUCAGGACUGGGCAAGGACUGAUUCAUCAAGGAAUGCAAACUUUGGUACAGAUUCGUCAGGACUGGGCAACAUUGCUACCCACUCAUAUCCAGUGUGAGAAACACAUGUACAGAUUGAGAUUUACCAGUGUAUUCAUUGAGUAUCUGUAUGGUGUUUACUUGUGAAGUUUCAAGUUAGGUGAUCCAUAGUACACUUUUCAUUGUGAAUGGCUGUUACUGAAACUGAAUCAUCAUCAUCCACCCUAGUAGAGAUUCAGGAUGCAGUGGUUGCCUGGACACUGACCAUGGAUAGCGUGACGUUGAGGUGACCUUGUGACCUUUUUACCAUGGCACUGACUCUACAUUAUCUACAUUCUCGUCCCCUGUCACAUGCAUGCUGAGCACUCAAAGCUGCAGAAUAAAAUACCUGUCCAGGUAUUUCAUAAACACGAAUUUUUGGGCCAGAUUUCAGAAAUGUUACAAUUAUAAACACAACUAAAUAGGCCCGCAGCAAAUUACCUCCCUUGAGGUCACGCCCGUUUAAAAGAUAUUUUUCAGGAGUAACUUAAGGUUAGGUGGGAUCAGAAAAUGACUGAGAGCAAGUUUAAGAGUUAAGGUGGCAUAAGCUAAAGAUCCAGCUUUAAGACUUUUUAAUUUUGUAAACUUAUCAGGAGAGCCCAGGAUAAACUUGUAUUUUUUAAUGUAUUCGGAAGUAAUUUUAAAAUCCUGGCUCUUGUUAAACACAAUGUGGGAUUAAGAGGUGGUUGUAAUCCCAGAUAUUUACUAAUUCAAAAUCUUUUGACAUUUCUGUGACUUCCAAAGGCUGGUAUCAUGUUUUUUCACGCUCUGUUGCCCAGAAAACAUCUGUCACUGUCAUGACAUAACCCACAUACUGCAUGCUUUAAUAGGUGAGGUCCCACUUCUCAUAGGCCCCGAAAACCAAUCUCGUGUUACGUCAUAGCGGGUGUCGUGUAACUAAGGAGGUAAUUCAGAGCAAGUCUAUUGGUCUACACAUACAUGUGUGUAGGGGCAAAAGUACCUGUGCCAUUCUUGUGUUGAUAUGUCUGUUUACGGUAACACUGUGAUCGGCCCAGAAAUGAUGUUAUCAAUUGGUCUACCUGGUGUGUGUUUAAAUCAGUUGGUCGUCAUGUCUACGCAACAUGUUUAGAAACAUAGAUGAAUUGCAGUUAGGUUUAAACAAAAUAAGAUUGUAAAGGAAAAGCAGUGUGCCAGUCUACCAUGUAUCUCUUAAGUGGUCCAAAGUCACACCUUCGAAGUACAGUACAUGGUUAACAUAUACAUGGCAAUAACAGGGCAUUUGCAAUGUUACUAACUGGCUAGUGUCAUUUUCAGUGCCAGUAUACAUCAUGGUACACAUAGCACUGGCCUAGCCUACUGCAUGUACAUGUAUAGUAGGGCUGAUUUGGAAAGGACAGUAGAGUCUCACAACAAUGCGUCUUUGUUUACAAUAGGUACUGUAUUUCACCUUAAGUUUGGUAUUUAAAAAUGCACCUUUAGAAACAAAGAUUUUUUGAUACCAACACCAACACAAGAUUUUCUGAUAAGAAAUUAAUCAAACUUAACAAAAUAUGUGAAGUGGCACUAUGAGGUGAAUUAAUUAAUCAGAAUGUAGUAAACUGUGUCUGUUGACAAAUGGUUAAGGAGAAAUAUAUGUACAGUGGGGCAGCGUUUCUGCAUUGUUGUAUGGACUUCAGUGAAGUGUCAAUGAAUUGAAAUGACUGGUCUAAUAUCUGGAUGACCAGAAAGAAUGUCAAGGAAUAAAACACAAUUAACAAUGUGUUUUUAAAGGUACAUUGAAUAUGAUAUAUAACGGCUUGAUUCUACCUGAAAGGUUCUCAAGAACGUUGCUCAGUAAAUUUGAUACAGAAAGAAGGGUUUUAUCUUGUUUGGAAAAGUUGCACAUAAUUGUUCAGUAAAACAGGUUAUUAAAAUCUUAUAUCAUAUUUAUGGGAAAGAUUUUUGAUGGCAAUGAUUUUGGAAUAAGAUGGUCCACAACAACACUUGAAUUCAGAACUUUUCACUUGCCAGUACAGCAGAAAAGGUCCCCUGUUACGAAUUGCUUGCCGCUCCAAAUUUUAGACUUGAGCAGAUAUUUUUCAGGUGGUUAUUUCAGUUGGUACAGCACUGGUUACAUAGUUGUGUAUAUAAGAUUUAACUUCCUACACUUUUCCUGGUUUUCGUGAGCUUAGUUGCUCAUUUAUCUUUCUGCUUGGUACUUGUACAUUUAACUUAGUUCACAGCUUCAGGUUUGUUUAAAAAAUUCCUGCUUCAGUUUUCUUUAGUAUACGUUUUAUGGUGCAUUUCACCGUUCAUAGUUUAGAGUUUAUGGUCAUGUAGUUAAUUAUAAAUGUAUGAAUGGCAAAGGGUUACCGUCUUCUGCCAAAUUUCUGCAUUGCAUUCUCCAGUUUGUGUACAUACAUAGGAAGUAUAUUGUGUUUGUCAUCAAGAUGAUUUCUUCCAAUCAAGAUCCCUCAAGUAUUUAUUUGUGUACCUCCUGCCUGGGCUUGAUUUGUGUUUAUAUAUUUAUGACUGGCACAGUUGUCAUGACUACAGUAUGCAUACUGUACAGCUCAGGCGGGUUUCCACCACAAGCAUCCUGUUGUGCAACUAAAGGAGAAGUGUUCUAAACAUCUCGGUUUUUUCUGGCAUGAUAGUAUGACGUAUCCCAAGGAUCAGUAGCCUUGCUGAACGACCUGGAUUACCUAAUCCUGAGUGUAUACUGUGAAGUUACAUUUGAACUGAUCUGAAGACAACACUAUCAUUGUUCAUAAGCAAGGAUUUGUACCGAGAGCUUUUAUCAAACUUCACUUCACCCAAAACUGCUCCCUUGGUAAUAAGGCCACAGAAUUUCUGUAGGUGGCAAAGUUUGGGUUCUGUGUCCAUCUAGAGCUGUGUUUUCUGAAAUUUUAUUUAGGAAGAGUCUACAACAUUUAUUCAUAUGAAGUACUCUUGUUGAGUAAUUGUCAGGAUUUAUUUUGAAUUCUCUUAAGAAAUUGGGGCCAGGUUGUGGUACCAUGUAAUACGUUCACCUGUUCAUCUUCCGUGUUAAGUUUGUACAUAUUUAAGUCAUUGUGAAGGUUCCCACACAAGUAAAUAUACCAGUUGUAAUAUAGCAGAAGACUUCUUCAUGUACUGAGGUAGAUGAAUAUGCCAUUUCACUUUUAUCAUUGCUUGUCAUUCGUUAACACCAUCUGUAGUUUUUUUUACGUGAUGUUAUAAAGUUAUAUUUUUUACCAGGGACACUUUGUUUGUGUAGUUAUCUGGUUGCAAUCAUGAAUUAAUGUCAUUCAUAUGGAAUAAAGUAUUGAAAAUAUUUAAGGUGUA